Molecule: messenger RNA, 2040 nt
Organism: Camelina sativa (false flax)
Lineage: Eukaryota; Viridiplantae; Streptophyta; Magnoliopsida; Brassicales; Brassicaceae
Source: RefSeq, a predicted model, not a curated record
AUGAGAAACGAAGAUGGUGUUGAAGUGGUCGACAACGAUGCGUUUUAUAUGAGGAAGUCUGUGGAGCUAGCAAAGAGAGCAAUUGGGUGUACUAGUGCUAACCCCAUGUUGUUUUCUCUUAGAGAUGCUGGAGACUUAGCUGAGAAUGCUACUGCUUAUGUUAGUUUGGAACCAUGUAAUCAUUACGGAAGAACACCUCCCUGCACAGAAGCUUUGAUUAAGGCUAAGGUGAAAAGAGUUGUGAUUGGGAUGGUUGAUCCUAAUCCAAUCGUGUUUUCGACAGGUAUCAGUCGUUUGAAAGAUGCUGGUAUUGAUGUCACUAUGGGUGUUGAAGAAGAGUUAUGCAAGAAGAUGAAUGAAGGAUUCAUCCAUCGAAUGUUAAGAGGAAAGCCUUUUCUUGCCCUCAGGAAUCUAUUCUUCUCGUCGACAUCGCCGUUGUCUCCAUUAUCUCUUCAAUCUACACCUGAUAUUAGGGUUUCUACUAAAUUCUCCGCCGGAGACAGCCCGGAUCUGAAAUCCAGUUGCUGUAACAACAUCCAUCACCAGCGCCGUGAAGCCGCCGCUUUCAAAUCAUCCGUUGAUAUUCAGCCGGAGUGGAACAUGCUUGAGCAGAUCCCUUUCUCGACGUUCUCGAAGCUCUCGUACUCUGUUCAAGAGCCAGAAGAUCUCCUUCUCUGUGGUGGCCUUGAGUACUACAACCGCGUUAAUGAUCGCAUAACGCCCAAGAACGAGCGUAGACUCGAGCGUUUCAAGAACAGGAACUUCUUCAAAGUCACUACUAGUGAUGAUCCUGUGAUUAGGCGUUUAGCUAAGGAAGACAAAGCUACUGUUUUCGCUACUGAUGCUAUAUUAGCUGCUCUUAUGUGUGCUCCUCGAUCUGUUUACUCUUGGGAUAUUGUUAUCCAGCGUGUUGGCAACAAACUGUUCUUUGACAAGAGAGAUGGAUCACAGCUUGAUUUGUUGUCUGUGCACGAGACAUCUCAAGAGCCAUUGCCUGAGGCUAAAGAUGAUAUCAACUCUGCUCACUCUCUAGGUAUGGAAGCUGCGUAUAUCAAUCAGAACUUUUCUCAGCAGGUGUUGGUUAGAGAUGGAAAGAAGGAAACUUUUGAUGAGGCGAAUCCAUUUGCUAAUGAAGGUGACGAGAUUGCUUCUGUUGCUUAUAGGUAUAGGAGAUGGAAGCUUGAUAAUGAUAUGCAUCUUGUUGCGAGGUGUGAGUUGCAGAGUGUUGCUGAGCUCAACAACCAGAGAUCGUUCUUAACUUUGAAUGCUCUCAAUGAGUUUGAUCCUAAGUAUUCUGGUGUUGAUUGGAGGCAGAAGCUUGAAACUCAGAGAGGUGCGGUUUUAGCUACUGAGUUGAAGAACAAUGGUAAUAAGUUGGCUAAGUGGACUGCACAAGCUCUCUUGGCUAAUGCUGAUAUGAUGAAGAUUGGGUUUGUCUCUAGGGUUCAUCCUCGUGAUCAUUUCAACCAUGUUAUCUUAUCUGUUUUGGGGUAUAAGCCUAAGGAUUUCGCUGGACAGAUCAAUCUGAACACUUCUAACAUGUGGGGUAUUGUGAAAUCCAUUGUUGAUCUGUGUAUGAAACUAAGCGAAGGAAAGUAUGUUCUUGUCAAGGAUCCAUCGAAGCCUCAAGUGAGGAUUUACGAGGUUCCACCAGAUGCUUUUGAGAAUGAUUAUGUUGAGGAACCGUUGCCUGAAGAUGAACAGGUUCAGCCACCUGAGGAGAACACAGAAGGAGCAGAACCAAGUGUAGCUGCAGCUAAAGAAACUGAGGAUAAGAAAGCUGAUGAAGCUCAAGCUUGAUGGUUAUAAAGUCAGGUCAAAGUCCACACUUUUGGUUUCUGGGUUCGUUUGAGAGUUGAAGCUUCAAUCAGACAACAGCUAUGGAGGGUUUUGUUUUCUAUUAUCUUGUCUUUUUCCAAUUUUUGGUGGUACUGCUGUAAUUUGAGAUUUAGAACACUAUCUUCGUGACAUCUUUUGGAAAAAUCAUCACAUGGUUCACAAAACAUAAAUCUUUUUUUAUAUCAUGGCUCUCUUAUUAUA